UUCCGUCUCUAACGCAUUUAAGCAUUGAAUGCGCGAAUAUUGUGGAUUCCUUCGCUUCUGACACUUCCCUUAAUUUACCAAUUAAGCGCCUGAGGUUAAUAGCCAGAGCCAGAAGAGUCCAAUUAAUUCUAUUACCAGCGGCACUUCGUGCAUCUUCAUUGACUGUGACUAAGAAGUGUGACUCGAGCGCUGCAGUCGUUACCUAAGGCUCUUCGACACCCUAUCGAGCGCCAUAUCGGGGCUGAUUUGUCGUUAUCAGCGCCAACUAUUAUCUCGGCGUAUUGGUUGGAGUGGAAAGUGUGCUAAAGUGUGCAUUCUCUCCAAAUUCACACGAUAUUAAAGGUCACCACGCCAAACAAGUGUCUUUAUCCCCACAUUUUUCCCCCAAAGAGAGAGAGAGAGAGUUUGAGAGAACAGGUGAAAGCUUAAGAAAUGGCAACGAAUUUGCGACCUCUGAAGAUCACAACGGUCGGCGAUGGAAUGGUGGGAAAAACUUGUCUCCUAAUAACCUACACGCAGAACGAGUUUCCGGUGGAAUAUGUGCCGACCGUCUUCGACAACCACGCUUGCAAUCUGGAAGUGGACGGCAAAAUGUACAGCCUCACGCUCUGGGACACAGCUGGUCAGGAGGACUACGAGAGACUGCGGCCGCUUAGCUACCCGAAUACGGACUGCUUCCUGCUAUGCUACUCUAUAGAGGGACGCACGAGCUAUGAGAACGUGAUGUCCAAGUGGUAUCCGGAAAUCCGACACUACUCGCCAAGCGUGCCCAUAGUAUUAAUUGGAACCAAAAUGGACUUGCGGACGCCGGGCUCGGAGAAGUUCCUCACGUUCGCGGACGGCAAGAAGCUGAAGUCGAAGAUCCGCGCGUACUCGUUCAUCGAGUGCAGCGCCAAGAAGAACAAGAACCUGGACAGCGUGUUCACGGAGGCCGUGCGCGCGGUGGAGCAGAAGCCUCGCGUGAGCCAACGCCUCUGCACGCUCCUCUAGGGAGCCGCCAGGGGGCGUUCUAACGCACACUUUUCUACAAAAAAACAAACCAUACAAUCUUCUUAGAUAGAUAAUAACUAGUGCUGGUUUAGAUGACAAAGUUUUUGUGCCAAUAUGACAAAUAUUGACGCUGAGAUGAAGAGAAUUAAAUUCCUAGUCAAU
This is a messenger RNA of Phlebotomus argentipes, 1152 nucleotides long. RefSeq names its product ras-like GTP-binding protein RhoL (gene RhoL). The record is from RefSeq and is a predicted model, not a curated record. Gene Ontology annotation, biological process: small GTPase-mediated signal transduction. The coding region runs from base 433 to 990 and encodes 185 amino acids. Gene Ontology annotation, molecular function: GTPase activity; GTP binding. Lineage: Eukaryota; Metazoa; Arthropoda; Insecta; Diptera; Psychodidae. The transcript is spliced from 4 exons.